CUAAUGGAGAACAGGACAGAAAUGACAUGGUUCAUUCUGCUGGGACUCACUGAUGACCAAGCCCUGGCACUUCCCCUCUUUAUCAUCUUCCUCCUUAUCUACACUGUCACCCUGAUGGGAAACCUGGGGAUGAUCCUGCUGAUUGUCUUGGACUCUCGGCUCCACACUCCCAUGUAUAUUUUCCUUGGUAAUCUAUCACUGGUAGACUUCUGUUACUCUUCAGGUGUCACUCCAAAAGUCAUGGCUUGGUUUCUCGUAGGAGACAAAGCCAUGUCAUACAAUGAGUGCGCUACACAGAUGUUUUUUGUUACAGGCUUUGCUACUGUGGAAAAUUACCUGUUGGCCUCAAUGGCCUAUGAUCGCUAUGCAGCAGUGUGUAAGCCCCUACACUAUGCCACAACCAUGACUACAGCUAUGUGUGCAUGGAUGAUUGCAGGCUGCUAUGCCUGUGGCUUCCUGAAUGCCUGUAUCUACACUGGGGACACAUUCAGUCUUUCCUUCUGUGAAUCUGAUGUGGUCCAUCAUUUUUUCUGUGAUAUUCCAGCAGUCAUGGUACUUUCUUGCUCUGAUAAACAUGUGAAUGAAUUGAUUCUUGUUUGUGUAGCCAGUUUCAAUAUCUUUUUUGCUCUCAUAGUCAUCUUAAUAUCCUAUCUAAUGAUUUUUAUCACAGUCCUAAAGAUGCACUCAACUGCAGGACAUCAGAAGGCCAUUUCCACCUGUGCGUCCCAUUUUACUGCUGUUUUCAUUUUCUAUGGGACUGUAAUUUUUAUGUACAUGCAGCCUAGCUCAAGUCAUGCCAUGGACACUGACAAAACUGUGUCUGUGUUCUAUACCAUGGUCAUCCCCAUGUUGAACCCUCUGGUCUACAGCCUGAGGAACAAGGAAGUCAAGAGUGCAUUCAGAAAGAUUGUUUUUGGGACAAAAUGA
Molecule: messenger RNA, 927 nt
Organism: Cricetulus griseus (Chinese hamster)
Lineage: Eukaryota; Metazoa; Chordata; Mammalia; Rodentia; Cricetidae
Source: RefSeq, a predicted model, not a curated record